Messenger RNA from Vanrija pseudolonga, 931 nucleotides. RefSeq lists its product as uncharacterized. Lineage: Eukaryota; Fungi; Basidiomycota; Tremellomycetes; Trichosporonales; Trichosporonaceae. The coding region runs from base 188 to 931 and encodes 247 amino acids. The transcript is spliced from 3 exons. The record is from RefSeq and is a predicted model, not a curated record.
UCACUGACCCACCACAACAUCUCUUGUCCGUCUUUCUGUUCUUCUCAGCGCUCUCUCUCUACUUCAUCGCAUCUGCACCGCUCCGGCUUUCGUCUCUCUCGUCGCCCGCACGCAUCGACACUCGUUAAGAUACCCAACCCCUCACAUCGCUUCUUCUCCUCGCCCCACCCCUCAACCCCUCACCAUAAUGCUCCUCCGCACGCUCCUCCUCUCCGCCCUCGCGCUCGUCUCGCAUGCCCAGGUCAUCCCCUCCGAGCCCGACGGAUCCACCGUCGUCCGCGCCGGCAACAACAUCACCACCACCUGGGCCGCGGACAAGAGCGGCACGUGGACCAACCUCACCAUCCAGCUCAUGACGGGCUCCAACCUCGCCAUGGUGCCCCUCGAGACUGUCGCCUCUGGCCUCGAUGGCGCCAAGACGACGAGCUUUAGCUUUGUCGCGCCCGCGGUGGAUCCCUACUCCAAGAUCUACUUCCUCCAGUUCACCAACGGCGGUAACCCCACCGGCGUGCAGUGGACCACGCGCUUCACCAUCGCCGCUGCGGACGGCACCACGGUCCCCCCUCCGCAGAACGAGACGAUCGCCGACGGCUCCAUCGUGGGCUGGGGCAUCGGCUCCAUCGUCGGCGGCGGCGUCGCGCCUCCUGCUCCCGGCGCGCCGUCGGGCGUGCUCGCCGCUUCCUCGGCGCCGCCCGCGUCGUCUGCCACCCCCUCGGCCGCCGUGACUUCCGACGCCGCCGCUCCCUCGCUCGCGCCGUCCGUCUCCGCUGCCCCCUCCGUCUCGGCCUCGGUCAGCCACGCCCCUGCCGUCUCGGCCUCGGCCGCCCCCUCGGCGAGCGCCGCGCCCAAGCCCAACGCCGCUGGUGCCCGCGCCGCGCCCGCCCUCGCGCUCGUCGCCCUUGCUGCCGCCGGCGCUGCGGUCCUCGCGUAA